This is a messenger RNA of Naegleria gruberi, 1113 nucleotides long. RefSeq lists its product as uncharacterized. The coding region runs from base 1 to 1113 and encodes 370 amino acids. The record is from RefSeq and is a predicted model, not a curated record. Lineage: Eukaryota; Heterolobosea; Eutetramitea; Acrasida; Naegleriidae. The transcript has a single exon.
AUGUCACUAGAUGUGCAAGCCAUCGUCAUUGACUAUGGAUCUUCCUUCAUGAAAGUUGGUUUCGCAGGUGAUGAUGCUCCGAGAGCUGUUUUCCCUUCAAUAAUUGGAAAACCCAAUGAAAAGAAUGUUCCAAUAACACCAGGAACUCAUGAUCUUUAUGUCGGAGAGGAGCCUGAGAGUUGGAGGCUCCGAAAUCAAUUACCAAAGUUUCCUAUUAGUAGAAGCAUCAUUAUUGACUGGGAUGGAUUUGAAAAGUUGUUGCACCAUUCACUUUACAAUGAAUUGCAAAUUUCUCCAGAGGAACAUCCAAUGCUGAUAAGUGAAUCGGCAAUGAAUUCAAAGGUGAAUAGAGAGAAGAUGACUGAGACAUUGUUUGAAACGUUUAAUAUUCCUGCAUUUUGCAUUGCUGUUAAUGCGGUCUUAUCACUGUGUAGUAUGAAUCAAGUGAGUGGUGUGAUGUUAGAAUCUGGAGGUGGAAUCUCAAUUGUGGUUCCUGUUUACGAAGGGUAUGUACUGAGGAAUGCCGUGAUUGAACUGGAUUUGGCUGGUGGAGAUGUGAGCAAAUAUUUGGAAAAGAUAUUGAUGGAGAGUGGACAUUCAAUUACUGAAGAAAUAAUUAUUAAUAAUAUUAAGGAGAAUGCCUGUGAAGUUGCUUUAAAUUUUGAAUUAGAGAUGAAUAGUGACGAGAAAACUAAAUUUGAAUUACCUGAUGGAACGCAAAUUGAUAUUGGGCCAAGUGAAAGAUUUCAGUGUACUGAAAUAAUGUUCCAGCCAUCAUUGAUUGGCAUGGAAUGUAAUGGAAUUCAUGAAAUUAUUUAUCGAUCAAUAGGAUAUUGUGAAAUUGAUAUUCGAAAAGAACUAUACAAUAAUAUUGGAUUAGGAGGUGGAAAUACCUUGUUUAAGGGUUUUAGUGAGAGACUAAAUAAGGAGCUAACUAAUUUGGCUCCAUCCUCAAUCAAUAUUAAUGUUCAUGCUUUACCAGAUAGAAGAUAUUCAUCAUGGAUUGGCGGAUCAAUUUUGGCAUCGUCAGAAUCUUUCGAUUCACUGCCCUGGAUAUUAAAAGAAGAAUAUGAAGAGUUUGGAGCAUCAAUCGUUCAUAGAAAGUGUUUCUAA